This is a messenger RNA of Quercus lobata, 2620 nucleotides long. Its product is annotated as cation/H(+) antiporter 18-like. The coding region runs from base 141 to 2570 and encodes 809 amino acids. The transcript is spliced from 3 exons. The record is from RefSeq and is a predicted model, not a curated record. Lineage: Eukaryota; Viridiplantae; Streptophyta; Magnoliopsida; Fagales; Fagaceae. Gene Ontology annotation, molecular function: antiporter activity. Gene Ontology annotation, cellular component: endomembrane system; membrane. Gene Ontology annotation, biological process: proton transmembrane transport; regulation of pH.
UCCUUUCCUAUAUAUUUUAAUUAUUUAGCCUUCAUCAAUUGGACUUAAAAAGGUUUAGCGAAUCUGUUAUACGACUGUCACAUAAUGCAGGAACUGAAGUGAGAACCUCUGCAUAGUUUGAUUUAGCAGCAAAGUAAAAAAUGGCCACAAAUGCUAGUGCAUGUCCGGCAGCCAUGAAGGCUACAUCAAAUGGGUUGUUCCAAGGGGAUAAUCCUCUUCAUUUUUCACUCCCUCUUGCCACCGUGCAGAUAUGUCUUGUAGUUGCACUCACACGUAUUCUUGCUUUUCUUUUGAGGCCACUGAGACAGCCUCGGGUGAUUGCAGAGAUUGUGGGUGGAAUAUUACUUGGCCCGUCAGCUCUAGGUCGCAACGAGGACUAUCUAAAUGCAGUUUUUCCAUCUAGAAGCCUCACAGUGUUGGAUACUUUAGCCAAUCUUGGUCUGCUCUUCUUUUUAUUUCUUGUAGGCCUAGAGUUAGACCCAAGGUCACUUCGUCGGACUGGAAAGAAAGCUUUAAGUGUAGCCAUGGCGGGAAUCAGCUUUCCCUUUGCAUUAGGAAUUGGAACAUCAUUUGUCCUCAAAGGAAGUAUUUCCAAAGGUGUAGAUGGACCCCCAUUUCUUGUAUUCAUGGGGGUCGCCCUUUCUAUUACUGCCUUCCCUGUCUUGGCCCGAAUUUUGGCUGAACUUAAGCUAUUAACCACUGAUGUUGGCCGAAUGGCCAUGUCAGCAGCAGCGGUCAAUGAUGUGGCUGCAUGGAUUCUACUUGCUCUUGCCAUUGCCCUCUCUGGUACUGACCGCUCUCCUCUUGUUUCAUUAUGGGUUUUCUUGUGUGGAGGUGGUUUUGUUCUGUGUUUGUCAUACAUUGUCCCUCCUAUCUUUAAAUGGAUGGCACAGCGUUGCCCUGAGGGUGAGCCAGUUGACGAGUUGUAUGUAUGUGCUACUUUAGCUGCAGUUUUGGCAGCGGGGUUUGUCACUGAUACUAUUGGAAUUCAUGCCCUCUUUGGUGCAUUUGUCAUUGGAGUUCUUGUCCCAAAGGAAGGGCCAUUUGCAGGUGCUCUUAUGGAAAAAGUUGAGGAUCUUGUUUCUGGUCUCUUCCUUCCAUUGUACUUUGUCUCAAGUGGAUUGAAAACCAAUAUAGCAACAAUUCGAGGAGUUCAGUCAUGGGGUCUUCUUGUUUUAGUCAUUAUUACAGCAUGUUUUGGGAAGAUUGUUGGUACUGUAGUUGUCUCCCUUCUUUGCAAAGUGCCUGUUCAGGAGGCUCUGGCUUUGGGGAUCUUGAUGAAUACUAAAGGCUUGGUGGAACUCAUUGUCCUCAACAUUGGCAAAGACAGAAAGGUAUUGAAUGAUCAAACAUUUGCUAUCAUGGUUCUGAUGGCUAUCUUCACAACCUUUAUUACGACACCUUUAGUUAUGGCAGUAUAUAAGCCAGCUAAAAGAAUGAUUAAGGUCUACUACAAGUAUAGAAAAAUUGAGAGAAAUGAUUCAAAUGUUCAACUUCGGAUUUUGGUCUGUUUCCACAGUACCACAAACAUUCCUGCAAUGAUUAAUCUCAUUGAGGCUUCACGAGGGACUGAAAAGAAGGAAGGACUUCGCGUAUAUGCAUUGCAUCUCGUGGAGCUAAGUGAGAGGCCAUCAGUAAUUAUGAUGGUCCAUAAGGCAAGAAAGAAUGGGCUACCCUUUUGGAAUAAGGGGUGGCAUUCAGACCACAAUCAAAUUGUUGUAGCUUUUGAGGCCUUCCGGCAGCUAAGCCGAGUGUCCAUUCGCCCAAUGACAGCAAUAUCUCCAAUGAUUAACAUCCACGAGGACAUAUGCACAAGUGCUGAGAGGGAAAGGGCAUCAAUAAUAAUUCUCCCAUUCCACAAGCAGCAGAGGUUUGAUGGUACAUUGGAGGUAACUCGAAAUGAUUACCGUUGGGUCAACCAGAGAGUUCUUGAGCAUGCACCAUGCUCUGUGGGGAUCUUGAUGGAUCGUGGACUUGGUGGAAGCACCCAUGUAUCCGCAAGGAAUGUUUGUUCAACCGUAACUGUCUUAUUCUUUGGGGGCGGUGAUGAUCGUGAAGCCCUUGCUUAUGGGGCUCGAAUGGCUGAACACCCUGGUAUUAGUCUAACAGUCAUUCACUUCAUAGCAAGCCCUGAGACUGCACAAGAGGUUGUUAAUGUUAAAGUUGAUAUUUGUGAAAACUCCAAUACUUCAGAAGGAUCUGGAGAUGAAAAGUUUCUUGUUGAAUUCAAACAAAAGUUUGUAAAGGACAGCUCAAUCAAAUUUGAAGAGAGGUUUGUGAGAAAUGUUGCAGAAACUAUUGAAGUCAUUUUAGAAUAUAGUCGAUCUGAUCUUUUUUUGGUUGGUAGAAUGCCUGAGGUUGCUACUUUGAUUGAGAAGAGUGAUUGCCUCGAUCUGGGACCAGUUGGUAGCUUGUUGACAUCUCCUGAUUUCUCUACAUCAGCAUCAGUCUUGGUGGUGCAACAGUAUCAUAGCCAGAGAGUUUCAACUUCAGGGCCUUCAAAGAGGGUAGAUAUGUUGCCUGAAGAAGAUUUGGAAUCUAAUAAUGUACAGCAAAAAACUAUUUUGUAACUUUUGCUGAUAAUUUUAGUAGUCCACAAUUUUCAGUUUAUACUUCUGAA